AUGGCCAGAAUGAAAGAAUCGUCACCGGGCGAGGGCCGCCGGCGGACACAAGCGGUCCACCCCCGGAGCUACCUGGAUGACUUGCGUGCACGGGCUCUAAUUAGUCGGGCGGGCCAAGCGCUUGAGCUAAAGGAAGACGGGCCUGUAUCGCCGCCCGGCUUCUCCAUUAGCUCAUCCAGGUUUAUCUCCAGACCUUGA
This is a messenger RNA of Puccinia graminis f. sp. tritici CRL 75-36-700-3, 198 nucleotides long. RefSeq lists its product as uncharacterized. Lineage: Eukaryota; Fungi; Basidiomycota; Pucciniomycetes; Pucciniales; Pucciniaceae. The record is from RefSeq and is a predicted model, not a curated record. The coding region runs from base 1 to 198 and encodes 65 amino acids. The transcript has a single exon.